This is a messenger RNA of Andrographis paniculata, 1738 nucleotides long. RefSeq lists its product as uncharacterized. The record is from RefSeq and is a predicted model, not a curated record. NCBI's taxonomy places the organism in Eukaryota, Viridiplantae, Streptophyta, Magnoliopsida, Lamiales, Acanthaceae. Bases 517 to 1545 code for a protein of 342 amino acids. The transcript has a single exon.
AUUGGAUUUCUUCCUUGCUUUUGAAUUGAUUUUAAUUGCCAUUGUUGUCCUUGAUCAUCUGAAAUUAUAUAGAUAGAUAGAUAGAUAGAUUUUCUGUAUAUCUGUGUGGAAUCCAUAAAUCGGAAUGGGGACGAAAAUCCGAUGACGAAAUGAAUGAAUUGCAAUCCUUUUUAUCGGUUGCUUUGAUAUGUUAAUUGCUUGUCCGUAGGUGGAAAGGAAAAAAAAAAAAAAUUAAAAUGUAAAAUUAGAGUUUGUGUGGUUUUGGGUGAGGAUGAAAGUCUGUGUUGUGUUUUCUCCGCCCAAUCAAUGGCUGUUGCUUUUGAAUGAAAUCUAAACAAAGUAUAAAUGUAAUAUAAGAUGAUAUGUUGCAAUUGUUGGAUUGAGACACAUCCUAUUGUUGUUCAGUACAAAGCUAAUGAUUCCGAAACUAGGAUAAUUAUUUUUUGUUAGAACCCUAAUUUGUAGCUCAUGGUGGAAGGCAAUAGAAGUUUAUUAUUAGCUAAUAACUUAUAGAAUAUGAGUUUUGUUCCUUAUGUUACAUAUUCUAAUAUCUUUUCUGUGCGAGUUUGUUUCAAAGAAGGCGAGACGAAUGGGGUGCCGCCAUGGGAAUUAGAUUACUGCCAUUCCGUAAGAGUUUCAUGGCGCAAGGUUUUGGCGUCGAAGAAGUCUUUUCACUGCCAUCCCAAUGUGCUCAGUUGGGAUGAUUCUGCCGGUAAAGAAGCAUUACAGAACGCCAAGCAACAGUACUGGGCGACGAUCAAUGGCCUUUACUGCAACAACCCUUUAUCCAAUCCCGACACAUACAUAGAUGAGAUUGAUUGGAACUCAUACGUGGAUCCGGAACUGAUGGAAGAUCUGGACCUCCAAGCAUUUAACCUGGACGACGUCCAAGAAUCUGACAAGUUGGAAACUAUAAAUGAAGAGGAUGGCGAUAACUCAUGUGAAAGGCCUCUAAUGCAACACACUGAUGAACAUUCGAAAAAUGACGGGCAGCAAGGAUGGGGUAAGUGGGAAGACUCUGCAAACACAACAAACGAGAACCCGUGGGAGCAAAGAUACAGCAGCAAUGCUCGGCAAAGUGGGAAAGAAUCUUGGGGUAACACCUCGUGGGAAAAAUGUCGAAGCCAAGCUGAUGAUCCCUGGAAGGGCGACGCUUGGAGAAGUGAGAACAGGUCGUCUGGUUGGCCUCAGGGGUUUUCUACUAGAGGAGAGGGGUGGGGGGGAGAGCUGCGAAAUAGUAAUAAUAAUUCAAAUAAUGAUUCUUGGGGUUGGAAUGGUGGUGGUGGGGAAUAUUCCGGUGGAAUGAGAGGAUGGAGGGACAACAGGGAUAGUUAUCGGGGCAGAAAUGACUGCGCGAUUCAAUCUUCUUACGGGUGGAGGGGGAGGGCUUUGGGGGAGUAUGUUGGGGAUACUCAAGGAUUUGAAAGAGGCGGGAGAUCCUCAUCUCGAGGGUAUGGGUAUAGGAAGAGGGAAAGUUCUAUACAACACACUUCUAGAUUUAAGAGCUCUAGGCACCAAGGCAGAAAUAGUGGCAACUGGUUGUAAAGUGAUUGGUUACAUUAUGCAUUAUUCAUCGUGAUUUAAGCUGCUUACAAAUGCCUUUGGUUUGAUUGUUUGCUUGUUUCUUGAUCAUUUUGAUGAAUAUAGUGUAGUGUAGGUUAAAGGAAGUUGUGUGAGGCAGGCAGCUUUUGGUAUGUGUAUCUGAAUACCAACGACAAGAGAGGUUUAAGUUUGUUAA